UUGGGCACUGUCAUUCAUUCUUUCAAUAAAAUAAAAAAGAAUACACCAAGUACUGUUUUUGUGCAGUGAAUGGCAAUAAAGUGGAAAUUUUAAAAGAGUUUUCCACGCAAAUCGGCAUCCAUCCUGCCCGAUAAACCUAUCCCAUAACAUUCGGACAGAAAUGUGAUAUUUAGCGGUGAAUUUAUCCUCAGGAAAACCAAGUUUCAAAGCAGUGAAAACAGCACGGCCAAUUCACUUGUUCCCCUUCCCACACAAAUACCAGAAGCGCAUCAAUCUCUGCGAAACGAAACAAAAAAAAAAUACUGCACGGGUCGUUGGCUGCACAAGUGCAUCGUGCAGGAGAGAAAAAAAAAACGAAGGAGGAAAACUAAAAGAGGAAAACUAUGAGCACUACAGGUGUUUUGCCGUUCGUGCGUGGAAUAGAUUUCACGAACAAUGACUUCAGCGAAGAUAAAUUUCCCAAGAAUAUCAAACACAUGUCCGGGGUCCAGUGGCUCAAGCUGGACCGUACCGGCAUGGACACGAUACCGGACGAGAUGGGCAAGCUGGUGAAGCUGGAGCACCUGUCGAUGAAGAACAAUCAGCUCGAGAAAUUGUUCGGCCAGCUAAGCGAACUGGGCUGCCUGCGAUCGCUGAACGUGCGCCGGAACAAGCUGAAAAGCCACGCCAUCCCGUCGGAUCUGUUCGAGCUGGAAGAGUUGACCACGCUCGACCUAUCGCACAAUCGCCUUAAGGAGGUGCCGGAGGGUUUAGAGAAAGCCAAAGCACUGCUCGUGCUCAAUCUAAGCAAUAAUCAAAUCGAAACCAUUCCACCCUCGCUGUUCAUCAACCUGACCGAUUUGCUGUUUCUCGACCUGUCCAACAAUAAGCUGGAAACGCUACCGCCCCAGACGCGACGGCUGUCCAACCUGCAGACGCUCAUCCUGAACGACAAUCCGCUCGAGCUGUUUCAACUCCGCCAGCUGCCGUCCCUGCAGAGCUUGGUCUGCCUGCAGAUGCGCAACACGCAGCGAACGAUCAACAACUUUCCCGCCUCGCUCGACAGCCUGUCCAACCUGCAGGAGCUGGACCUGUCCCAGAAUGCGCUAUCGAAGGUGCCGGGCGCACUGUACAACCUCGCCAACUUGAAGCGCCUCAACCUGAACGACAACGUGCUGGAAGAGCUUUCGCCGCUGAUCGAAAACCUUACCAAGCUGGAGACGCUGAACCUUUCCCGCAACAAGCUAACCGCCCUGCCCGCCACCCUCUGCAAGCUGCAGGAGCUGCGCCGCCUGUACGUGAACGACAAUCUGCUCAACUUCGAGGGCAUUCCGUCGAGCAUCGGCAAGCUGAGCGCGCUGGAGGUGUUUUCCGCCUCGAACAACGAGCUCGAGAUGGUCCCGGAAGGGCUGUGUCGCGGCUGUGGUUCGCUGAAAAAGCUUAACCUUAGCUCGAACAAGCUGAUCACCCUGCCGGAAGCGAUCCAUCUGCUGACCGACAUGGAGCAGCUGGAUCUGCGCAACAAUCCGGACCUGGUGAUGCCCCCGAAACCGAUCGAAGCGCAGCGGGGCGAUGGGCUCGCCUACUACAAUAUCGAUUUUUCGCUCCAAACCCAGCUGCGGCUGGCCGGCGCAAACGUGCCGGCUCAGGUACAGGGUGCGGCGAACGCCGGAAAGGAUCCGAUCGCCCGAAAGCUGCGGCUUCGGCGCGGCGCCCGUAACGACUCGUCCGACAAUCAGGAUUCGGCCAAAAUCCUGAAAGGCAUGCAGGACAUCGCGAAGGACAAAAACAGCGGGCUCGGGUUCGGGGAGGAAAAGGUGGAAAACCUGAAGCCGAAACGCUGGGACGAAACGCUGGAGAAGCCGCCGGUCGACUAUUCGGAGAUAUUCGAGGACGAGGACGGCCAGUACCCGGGGCUGACGGUGUGGGAGAUUGAGAACUUCCUGCCGAACAAGAUCGAGGAGGCGGCGCACGGGAAGUUUUACGAGGGCGACUGCUACAUCGUGCUGAAAACGUCGCACGACGACAGUGGCCAGCUGUCGUGGGAGAUUUACUUCUGGAUCGGCACGAAGGCAACGCUGGACAAGCGCGCCUGCUCGGCGAUCCACGCGGUCAACCUGCGCAACUAUCUGGGCGCCCGGUGCCGUACGAUCCGGGAGGAGCAGGGCGACGAGUCGGACGAGUUUCUGGCACUGUUCGACUCGGACGUGACGUACAUCGAGGGUGGCCGCACGUCGACCGGGUUCUACACGAUCGAGAACGCCGUCUACAUUGUGCGGCUGUACCGGGUGCACGACGCCGGGCCGAACAUCCAUCUGGAGCCGGUGCCGGUGAGCUACCAGUCGCUCGAUCCGGGGUACGUGUUUCUGCUGGACACGGGCCUGAACAUUUUCGUGUGGUACGGGACGCGGUCGAAGAACACGCUCAAGUCGAAGGCACGCUUCACGGCGGAAAAGAUCAACAAGCACGAGCGGAAGAACAAGGCCGAGAUCUAUCAGGAGUACCAGCGGCAGGAAAGCUUAGACUUUUGGCGUGCGCUCGGGUUCGCCGACGGUCAGGGGCCGCAGGACGAGGAGGCGGAGUGUCUCAACCAGUCGCACGUCGAUCCGGAGUUCGUGCCGGUGCCGCCACGGCUCUACCAAAUCCAGCUCGGCAUGGGCUACCUGGAGCUGCCGCAGGUGGAGCUGCCGGGCGGCGGUUGCAACAAAACGCUCACCCACACCAUACUCGCCAGCAAGAACGUGUACAUUCUCGACUGCUAUCUGGAUCUGUUCGUGUGGUUCGGCAAGAAAUCGACCCGGCUGGUGCGGGCCGCCGCCAUCAAGCUCUCCCAGGAGCUGUUCAGCAUGAUCGACCGGCCUGACUACGCGAUGAUCACGCGCGUCCAGGAGGGCACGGAGACGCAGGUGUUCAAGUCCAAGUUUACCGGGUGGGAGGAGAUCAUAGCGGUCGAUUUCACGCGCACCGCCCAAUCGGUGGCGCGGACCGGCGCCGACCUAACGCAGUGGGCCAAGCAGCAGCAAACGAAGGCCGAUCUGGCCGCCCUGUUUAUGCCCCGCCAGCCGGCCAUGACGCCGAUGGAGGCGGCCCAGCUCGCCGAGGACUGGAACUACGAUCUCGACGUGAUGGAACCGUUCGUGCUGGAGAACAAGAAGUUUGUCCGGCUGCCGGAGGAGGAGCUGGGCGUGUUUUACACGGGCGAGUGCUACGUGUUUCUCUGCCGCUACUGCCUCCCGGUGGACGACGAGGACGAGCCGGACGGGGAGGAGGACGAGGGCCACGACUCGACGGUGGCGGCGGGCGGACCCGGUACCGAGGGUGCAUCGUCGGGCCCGAUCGGCAAGGCGUCGCUAAAGGCGCUCGAUCCGGCUGCAACCCCGGCCGAGGAAAUCCAGUGCGUGGUGUACUUCUGGCAGGGUCGUGAGGCGGGCAAUAUGGGCUGGCUAACGUUCACCUUUACGCUGCAGAAGAAGUUCAAGUCGAUGUUUGGCGAGGAGCUGGAGGUGGUACGGAUACACCAGCAGCAGGAAAAUCUGAAGUUUAUGUCCCACUUCAAGGGCAAGUUUGUGAUCAAGAAUGGCCGGCGCAAGGAGAAGCAGCGCACGCCCGAAGGCAAGCUGCCGGUCGAGUUCUACCAUCUGCGGUCGAACGGGAGCGCACUGUGCACGCGCCUGAUACAGGUCAAACCGGAAGCGAAUGUGCUGAACUCAGCGUUCUGCUACAUUCUGUUUGUGCCGUUCGAAACGGACGAUGAUUCGGAAUCGGGUAUCGUGUACGUGUGGAUCGGCUCGAAAACCACCGGCGAGGAAGCGAGACUGAUACAGGAAAUAGCGGAGGACAUGUUUAACAAUCCGUGGGUUAGCUUACAGAUCCUUCACGAAGGUGAGGAACCAGAAAACUUCUUCUGGGUAGCGCUCGGUGGCCGCAAACCGUACGACACGGAUGCGGAGUACAUGAACUUUACCCGCCUGUUCCGCUGCUCGAACGAGAAGGGCUACUUUACGGUGGCGGAGAAGUGUUCCGACUUUUGUCAGGACGAUCUGGCGGACGACGACAUCAUGAUACUGGACAACGGCGAUCAGGUGUUUCUGUGGCUGGGGUCACGCUGCAGCGAGGUGGAAAUUAAGCUCGCCUAUAAAUCGGCACAGGUUUACAUCCAGCAUAUGCGCAUAAAGCAACCCGAGCGGCCGCGAAAGCUUUUCCUCACGCUGAAAAACAAGGAAUCGAAACGGUUCACCAAGUGCUUCCAUGGCUGGAGUGCGCACAAAAAGCCACCGGAGUAAACGGAGAUGCAAAAGGGGACGAGUCGGAGUGUCCCGAGCGGCGGCUACAAAAACGGUGUAAAUGUGUGUUGAACAGAAUCGCGCAAAGCAAAAAAAAAAA
Anopheles gambiae (African malaria mosquito) is the source of this 4362-nucleotide messenger RNA. RefSeq names its product protein flightless-1 (gene fliI). Gene Ontology annotation, cellular component: nucleus; cytoplasm; actin cytoskeleton. The transcript has 6 exons. The record is from RefSeq and is a predicted model, not a curated record. The coding region runs from base 384 to 4262 and encodes 1292 amino acids. Lineage: Eukaryota; Metazoa; Arthropoda; Insecta; Diptera; Culicidae. Gene Ontology annotation, molecular function: phosphatidylinositol-4,5-bisphosphate binding; actin filament binding. Gene Ontology annotation, biological process: actin polymerization or depolymerization; barbed-end actin filament capping; actin filament severing.